Molecule: messenger RNA, 7169 nt
Organism: Pantherophis guttatus
Lineage: Eukaryota; Metazoa; Chordata; Lepidosauria; Squamata; Colubridae
Gene: IGFBP5
Product: insulin like growth factor binding protein 5
Biological process (GO): regulation of insulin-like growth factor receptor signaling pathway
Cellular component (GO): extracellular region
Molecular function (GO): insulin-like growth factor II binding; insulin-like growth factor I binding; fibronectin binding
Source: RefSeq, a predicted model, not a curated record
AACUGUCAGCUGCAGACAAACCUGUGAUAGCCGUUUCUUUUAUAACAAUCUUAGGUGUUCUUUUUUCCAACAUUCUGAUUAAGCCUCUUUUUGGAAUCUUAAAGGAGAAGAGACUUUUUUAUAUAUAUAUAUCUUUUUUUGGUCUCCAAAAAAAAAAAAAAAAGAACUUUGUUUUGCCUUUCACAACUCCUGCACCGGUGCGCCUGACAAGAGCCUUGAAGAUGUUCCUGAUGCAGGCGCUGCUCGUGUCCCUGUGCCUGGGGCUUUCGCAGGGCUUGGGUUCCUUUGUGCAUUGUGAACCUUGUGACGAGAAAGCCCUCUCCAUGUGCCCUCCCAGCCCUGUGGGCUGUGAGCUGGUGAAGGAGCCCGGUUGUGGAUGCUGCAUGACAUGCGCCCUGGCUGAAGGGCAGUCCUGUGGGGUGUACACAGAGCGAUGCGCCCAAGGCUUGCGCUGCCUGCCGCGUCAAGGCGAGGAGAAGCCUUUGCACGCCCUGCUCCAUGGCAGAGGGGUCUGCCUCAAUGAAAAGAGCUACCGAGAGCAAGCUAAGAAUGAAAGGGAAUCCCGGGAGCAUGAAGAACCAACCACUUCUGAGAUGGCUGAGGAAACCUAUUCAUCCAAAAUGUACAGAAACAAGGGGCUCGGGCGCUACUCUGAGCUAAAGGUAGAGGCAUUGAAGAAAGACCGCAAGAAGAAAUUGACCUUAUCUAAGAUUGUGGGUGGGGCAGAAAAUACUGCACACCCUCGAGUUGCUGCUCCGGAGCUAAGACCAGAAUUCGAAUUGGGCCCUUGCCGUCGGCAAAUGGAGGCGUCAUUACAGGAGCUCAAAUCUAGCCAGCGAAUGAUUCCUCGAGCUGUUCAUCUUCCCAACUGUGACAGGAAAGGUUUCUAUAAAAGGAAACAGUGCAAACCAUCUCGGGGCCGAAAACGUGGCCUGUGUUGGUGUGUGGACAAGUAUGGAUUGAAGCUGCCAGGAACUGAUUAUGUAGCUGGAGACCUGCAGUGUCACAACUUUGACAGCGGAAACACAGAAUGAAGAUCCCGGUUGCCUCUCUCUGCCAGAGCCCUUCCCCCACCCAUCACCCACCCACACCUCACGAUGCCCCAAAAGACUGAUUCCUUUCAUCUCAUUUAAGGAACUGUGGACCUCGGAAUCUACAGCAUAUGUCAUCAGCUUCUCUCAGUGGCCAUGACAGAGACUGAAGGAGAAAAGGCAACCCAUUAAGGCGGAAGGGAAGGGAAGGGAAGGGAAGGAAGAAAGGAAGGAAGAAAGGAAGGAAGGAAGAUGACCAUGAUGACCACCUCCAUGGGACAGGGCCAUCAAGAAGCUCAUAGGCCACCAUGCUUGCCCUUGACUCUAGCCUGCCACCCAGAGAAGCACUGACCUAGGAAGCUCUCAGAGGCACUUGAAUAAUAAUUUCUGUUCUCCUUUCUUUGAUAUUGCAGUUUAAAGCCUUUCCAGUUUAAAAAAGUACUUAGUUUAAACAAACAACUCUUAGGACAAGCAGGCCUCUGGUUAUCUAUUAUCUAUUUGGGCAUGUUUUUCUUUCUUUCUUCUUUUUUUAAAAAAAAAAUAUGUUCAUUUCUGGAACCUCUUCUCUCUUUCCCCUAACAAGGACUAAAAGCAUGUUGGUGCCCUUGCCCUCUAUGACUUCCCUUUUAUUAAAAAGCAAAAGGUCAGAUGACAACAGAAUCCUAUAGUGGGAUGAAGCAAAAUUAAGAAUUAAAAACUUACUGUUCCCAGUGGGUUUCUUUCCCAGGACAGCAAAAGGGUUCAACCUGAUUAUUUAAAGUGUCUUGUACAGUCCUUUCCUAUGUAAAUACAGAUGUGUGCACAGAUGUUUACUCUUUGUUCUCGAUUGAACAAUCCCAUUUCCUUACAUGCAAAGCCCUUUGAUUUUAAUUGUGCAUGAAGGCCUGGCAACUUGCUCAGGGCUACAUGCAUAAGUCAAAGGUGUUCAGAGUUGGUGUAUUUGCAGGAACAGUGCCCAAGUUGAAACAUGGUUUGCCAGACAUCUUGCAGGCACUUAAAGCCUGAAAUGUUUGUUGCUUCUAUAAACACACCUGUGGAUUUCCACCUUUUGACAGGCUAAAAUAGUAAGAUCCCUUUGCUUUUUUGCUUUUGUUUUUUUUUUAAACUCUGGAAGGACACCUGAUUCUUCACUACGAUAUCCCAAAUGCCCUUUACAAUGAAAAUUCCAAGAGGCUGGUUGAUGAUUCAUAAAAUUACCCAUACUAGAAAUGUAAACAUGAUCUGUAAUAAGGCCAAUGUUUUACCAUUUCCCCAUAUCUACAACAUUCAGAGAAGUCUCUGUCAGCAAAGGCCUCUACUAUUUCAAAGCCUAUUUGAGUGACUGGCUGAAAAGAGGUUAUCCCUUUUUUCCCCUGCCUCUCUCUCUCCUGACAGAACUUCGGCAUCUCUAACAACUGCUUAGUAAACAGAAAUUUAACAGUGAAGAUUUGACCUACUACACUAAUGUGUUAUUUGUCCCAGGGAGAAGCUGUAUCUAUUUAAUUUUUGACAGUGCCCCACUGUGAAAAACCUAGGGACCCUGUCAGGAAAGGAAGAGAAACCAAACCCAUACAACCACUUGCAGAGACCAUUGAUUCAACAGCUUUGGCAUUCAGGCUUGGGCAGACCACUAAAGCCGUUUAAUUUCUUUGUAAUUAUAAUUGUUGCUUUAAUUCUUUGUUAUGUUUCCAUGGAUGCUGCCAUAACAAAGUUGUUGUUUUUUCCCCAAUGCCCAUAACAAUGAAUGAAAGGCAAGGCCACAACAAGAAGGAACAGCUCCCAUUCUGAUUGUGGGACGAAUUCUUGAAAUAGCAGUUGGCAAGAAAUAUUGGCCCACCAUGAUCUAACUAGCCAAUAUAAGACAGUCCUGAAUAUAUUUCCCUUCCGAGAGAGGACUCUAAAGGACUUGAGGAUCUUGCUGGGGCUGACUGCAAGUACUUCCAAGCCAAGUACUGAUCAGAAACAUGGAGAAAAAAAGCUGGCUUCCUAGGAGCAGGAACAACAAACUCACAACUGUCCAGCAUCCAGAAAGGGUGCUACUGAUGGGAGAACCAGAAGGACACCCAUGAUGCACAAUACUCACAGCUAACACAGAUGAAAGGAAAUGAGAAAUCCUCCUGACAGGAUUGGCUAUUGCAUCCGAGUGACUGUGGUGGGUUUUGCUCCUUCACCACUAAUAUUCAACUAGGUUCAAAAACUACAUUGGAAAGCUAAUGAAUAUCUGGCAUUAGCAGGGAUAUGGGAAUUGGCAAGAAAAAACUGGGAUAUUUGGCCUCACUAUGAAAGCAGAAGGUAGAUGGGCAAAAUCCUCUCCUUAUAAGGAUGGAUGCAAACAUUUAUUUCUUCAGUAGGUAUACAUGUUUCAAGUCUGAUUAGUUGUUGGUUACUAUCAACAGAAAAAUUCAGCUCUAUCCAUUUGUCCCACAUCUUGAUAUCUGAUCCAAUUAUUUGUUAUUUCCAGAAAUUGUCACCUCUAAGUGCUCCAUCUGUCAUCUUCCCUGGGCUUUGGCAGCAGUGGUUUCAUAGCUAUUCUUCUAAGAGUUGAGGCUCAGCCUACCAUGAGCUUUCAUACAAACAAAUGGUUGAACUGAACUUUUGAUUGAAAUAUUUGCUACUGUGACAGCUGGAUCCAAGUACUUUCCCCGUUCCCAUCCUGCUUUAGGAAGAGGAUAAUAUGCCUAAAUUUACUAUCUCCACUGGGCUGGUAGCUGGUUGAAUUGUUUCUGUCCUCUUCUGUUCUAAGAAAGCCCUGAAGUAUUCUGCUGGCUCUAUAAUUAGUCAAAACCCUAAACCCUCCUUUCAAAUUCUAUAAUAGAUAAAAUGCUAGAGACCACUAAUGCUAAGUAAUGACAGUGUAGCUCUUUUAGGAAUUCUGUGCCAGCUUCUCCAACUUGGCAACUCUCAAAAGUGUUGGGACAGUGAUCCUCAAAACCCCCAGGGAAAAGCUCUUCUGUUAGGAUGGCAUCAAUGGCAUCAAGUAGGAGAAGGUUGGUCUACAUAAUAAAUCCAGAAAUUGUAUGAAUGGACUUCUCCGUCCCAAGUAUAUGAUGCAUGAAAAGAGUACAUAUCAAUGUGAUGGUGAAAGGAGGAAGAUUAUGUGUGCUGUUGGCAACUUGAGGCACUUUUUUGCCAGCCUCUGUGGUAACUUAUGCCCAAGCAAGAGAUUUGUAUGUGAUUUAGAUUUUCUGUCAGGUCUUCUAUGAGGAGUUGGGAAGAGUUAAAUCCAAUCCCCAUCAAUUAUUGCUAAACCACAAAGCCUCCUCAAGCCCUGAGGACAGAAUUUCUUCUCGAAUGAUAUCCAAAUGGUAGUCAGUGGUCUCUUUGGAAAAAUGGCCAGUGUUCCCAGUCGGGAUGACCUAAUAUUGUGAAAGAAUAAUUUGUCUUAGAAUUCCUUCAAAUGACCAAUCGCUGCCGUAAUUAUUCCUAUCUUUACUCUGGGCCUGACAUUUCCAGGGGAAGCUCAUUUAGAAAACCCCUUUGCCUUCCAUCAGUUAUGACUAGACUAGACUAGGCUAGGCUAGGCUAGGCUAGGCUAGGCUAGACUAGAGUAAACUAGACUAGAGUAGAGUAGACUAGAGGAACAGAAUGGUCUUUCUCAUAUAUGUCAUAUCUGCUAACGUCUGACAUUUGAUGGUGGAGGUUGACUUUGGUCCCCUUUUGAAUGAAACUGACCCUGCCUAAGGAUGGGUUGGAGCCUCUUUAUUUUCUAUAGGGCAAGGAUUCUUUAACAAAACCAUUUGUCUCCAUGCACACAUGGAGCUAGCAUUAAAGAAGAGAAGGUGAGGUAUAUACAUCUGCAGGUACAUCUGCCUAGAACAUAAAGUGGGAGGAAAUUCACUAGGCACAUAAGAAAAGUAAGUGAGGCAAAUUUACAGGUCAUGCUGGGUUUCUAUUACUUUACUAUAAUAUAUAUAUAUAAUUUUUGCUUAGCUCUUUCCAAAGUAUGAGUGUCCAGAAUCCUACUAUAUGACUGAAUUUCCUAAGUUUCCUAGAAAGAGAAAUAAUCGUUUAUUUAGAAAGAAAAAAUAUUGUUAAGUGUCAGCCUGAGAUACAAAUUCAUCCUAAAUUACCUAAGACGAAAGAAUGUAACUCAAAUGCUUCUUCCUUCCCUAGUUUUAAUUCAAACCAUGUUAUUUCCUUUUCCUCCUCACCCACCAUUCUUGAUAUGUAUCUGUUGUUUCCUGACACUUGAAAACAUUACCCUACCCAUAGAAAAUACCAGCUUUUCUUCCUCCAUAAACAGACUUGAGGAAGAUCACUGGUCUUCCUAUCCGUGAGACACAUAAGACAAAUUCUACUGUCAAGGGAAGUGACUGGGGAGGGGAUAAUUUCCCCAUAUAAUUGUUCCCUUGUCAGCCCCAAUGCAAUAUUUCUGCCACCGCUGUUUCAGAAGCUCAUCGAUUGCCUCCAAGGAUAGUCCCUUCAUCUUGCUAUUUGGCUGACUGAGAUAAGAAAGAGAAACCAACCCAAGUACAUUAGCUAGAGUAGAAUCUCCCUUGCAUCUGUAUUAUUUAAUCUUGACUUAAAUAGCCUGGGGAUAGGUCACCAUUGUAGACUUCAACCCAUAGAAGUCUUCACUGGAUUUCUUGCCCCAACUAAAAUCUCACUAGAAAUGCAACGGAGCUCUUUUUCUAAGCCAUCCCUGCAAGCUUUGAUUAUUCUAGGAAAGAUGAAUAUAGCAAAUUUGGGGAUAAUAUUCUUCCCCAUGAGGGCAGCUAUCAUGAGAAUUAACCUUUAUUCUUUCUCCACCUACUAAACUCCUUUACCUUCAAAUCCAGCCAUUUGGAAGAAGGUGAAAUUGCUUCAGGCAGUUGGUUCUGGGUAAAGAUCAUCUUUCUUUCCUGCAAAGGAGAGGUCUUUCUAGGUUUCCUGCCCAAGUUCCAAAAUAAUUUGAUCAGACCUGCCCUAAGUGGAGGAAAAGGGAAGCAAGUCACUUUGGCCAACAACCCUGCUGCUUUGAAUCCCAUCUUUAUCCUUGACCAAAGGGAGAAAGCUCCCCUGAUUAUUCCCCCUCCCCAACAAUAAAUGACCCUCCUCCCAUUAGAGGAGCAAAUCACAAUGAGAGGAGGUAAGAAAAAUGAUAAAAGACAAAGCAGUGGGGGAUGCUCCCUUCAGAAGUAUAAACAAUGGAAGUGCGAAGGAGGCUUUGGAGGCACCGAAGGUAGUAAAUUCUGAACUCCAAGAGCAUCAUCAGCCAGUUGGGAUUAGGAGCACACCUAGGCCUCUAACAGCCUUCUCCAACCUGAGGACUCUCCAGAUGUGUCUUAACACUCUCCAAAUCCUAAGCCACCCUGGCCAGACGUUAGAGUUUCAAGGCAUCUGGAAAGCACCAAGUCAGAGAAGGCUUCUCUAGAGAGUCACACUGCAGCUGAUAAUAUUCAAAAGCAGGCAGCUUCUAGAAUAGCCCAAACCUAUUUGCAGCCAGAGAUCCUUUGUCAGUGCUGUGGUGGACAGUUGUAUUUUGAAACCACUAGUUCAAAGAGGAGGACUGCACUAUUUCUCCACUUCAUCCCUCUCUCCUUCCUUCUUCCACUUUUAAUAGAGCCUAGAUAACUUCCGCAGUUAGCCAGUCACCCCAGUUCCCAGCUCCCUCCCCGCUUCUUGUUCGGAGCUGCUUGGCUAAUGCCCCAAAACUUGAGUCCUUUCAUUUCCAACCUUGCCCCCCCCCCCCCCUUUAAGCCCUUCCAAUGCAAUGAUUACACCCCACGAUAGCACAGUGAACAGAAAAAGAUUCCGAGAUUCCUGCCUGGUUUUGUUUUUGUUUUUCAUUACACCAUUUAUUCACUACACAUUUUACAGUAGCUUUUAAUAGCUUUACAUACAUACAUACAUACAGUACCUUAGUUCUGUGGCUGUUUUGUUUUUGUUUUCCUUUGCAGUAAACAAGAAUAUUCAUACUCUUACCAGUGGGGGGGAAAUGCAGUUUGUGAAAAAAAAAAAAGAAACUGACAAUGGAUGAGGAGUGUAAUGCUCUGUUUAGCAUUUUGUACUUAAAAAAAAAAAAGAAUCUCACAUUUUAUUAAAAGGUGAAGAUUGCUGUAUACUAUUUAUUCAACUUAUAAUUUAUGUUACUCUUUGAUCUUUGUCUUUUCUUAUGACAAAGCAUUUAUUUAAUAAAGUUAUGCAUUCAGUUAAGUCUGCGUGCAUGGCCUAAAACAA